AUGGAAUCUAAUAUGGAGGAUGAUAUGAGUGAUUGGGGUUUACUUAGUAUUGCAGACAUACUAGACGUUAAUUCCUUUCGCAAAAACGAAGUUUUAACAAGUACAGUUACUACCCUUGAUGAUUUUGAAAUACCAUUGCUUUCAUGUGACCCUGCCUAUGCAGCACGGUACAUUCAGAUGCUUAUAGAAAACUCCAAGUGCAGCGUGGCGAAUCAAAAUAGCAAUCUUGAGGAGAUAGAUAAGUCUCGUUCCGUUAAACUCAAACGAUCCCUUGCUGCUUCUGAACUUAUUCGUGAAAGACUAUUGGGAGCAAUAGAAUCAUUUGCCCUGACAGUACAGCAAGAGAACCACAAGCCUAGUUUUUUACAGAUUGUGGUUCAUCUAGGCUCCAUUGUGUGCCCAGCCAUUGGUCCCUUUUGUGACGCUCUCAUUGAGGGUACAGAAGCUAUGGCUUUGAAAAGUAUUUCCUCUCCAAAAGAAAUUGGCUCAUGCGUGGAGGUACUUCAACUCUUUAGGUCUCGGAUAAAUAUGUCCCAUUUGACAAAGGAGCAACAAAGAAGACUUUUUUUUGCUGAGUUUUCUUUAGCGUUACGCUCUGAAAGACUUGGUGUUGUUGUGAAUUGCCUUUUACAACAACCAACUAAGGAUGUAAUACAGGGGGAGUAUACCCCUCCUCCUUUAGAACAUCGUGUAAGUUUUGUAAAGGCAAAAACCGAUGGAUUUCUAACACGAAGCUGUGAGUUAUCUUUUUCCAUUCAUUCAACUCGGGUGUCCUGUUUCCCAACCGACGAGAGGCUUGUUGUGUGUAGUGGGAAUCGGGGAUGUGUCUUUGAUCAAUUGGGGAUGAUGGGAACCCGAUUUAAGCUGAGGGAGGAAUUUGAACUUCCAAUUGAAAAUAAUAUGAGAAUUAUUCUGUGCAAUGUGAAGGAUCUGUUUCUAGCCGUUCGACUGCCGUCUACAAUGGGAAAUACUUGUUACUCUAUUCAAAGGUGCAAUCGUGCAACUGGAAAGCUUGUAGCCAAAUCUAAAAUUUUAUUUCUCUUUGACGACUCUUUGGUGGCCUCACGUGAUGUUCUUUUCGAUAUUUACGGCUCCGUACUUAGUUGCCUGGUGUGCAGUGAGUCAUCACGGAUAUCAAAUAGUAAAUGUCACUUAAUCCAAAAAGAUCUGGAUGCCAUAUUUUCUGUUGCUCAGCACGAGUUUAAUGUGACAUCUCAAACUGCUCUAAAACGUGGUCAGGGAUUAUGGCAUGCGGCGAAAAAAUGUUACUACUUUACUAAGGGAAAUGCGAUAUCUAUCGGCCGAGUCACACUGAAAGAAAACUUUCAUCCAUUUACCGUGGAAAUGUGGGUUUAUCCAUGCAACGCGUUGGAAUAUCAAAGUGUUCUUUCGUUGGGAGACAAAAAUAUGGAUGAGGUUUUGAUUGAAAUUGAGCCUACCCCAGAGGGUGUUUUGUGGCGUGGUGGUUCUAGAACUCCUCAUCUUGGCGCUUCAUUUGUAACAUUUGCAGUUCCUGGGAACCUAGCCUUUUGUCAGCGUUGGUGGCACGUGGCACUUUUAUUUAAAGGUAACUCGUGGGAGCUAUGGGUUAAUGACGCCAUUGUCGCCCGCGCACCAGCUCUCGUUUCUCCAGAGGCGUUGAUAGAUGUUGAGUGUGUUUUGGGAAAAAGCUUUGUGGGAUGCUUAGCUGAGGUGCGUAUAUGGAGCUGUUGCCGCACCCCUGUACAGCUUUCCAGGGACAGCAGGCGUUCUCUCACGACGGUGGAGCCCGCCCUAGCUGGGUACUUCCCACUCGACGAAGGUGAAGGUGACGUGAUUGCUGACUAUGCUGCAAAUGGUUCUCAUGCACUCUUGCACUAUGGACAAGCGACAUGGUUAGCGGUUGAUCAGUUUCCUAUUGCUCCACUAAAUAUUGUGCGUUGCAUUGAUGAUUUUGCACCCAUUGCCUGGCGAGAGUCUUCAGGGAUUCUCUUUUUGUCAAGUUGUCCGGGUUAUAUUGCGGUUGCUGUGCCAACAGAAGGACCUUCUCUCACUAUUUGUGAAUACACAACCUACGAUCUCAGACUGAUAUUUCAGGCGAGAGUGGAACUUCCUAUUCGUACGCCACUUAAAGGCAUGGCAUAUAAUGCGUUGCGGCAUUCGUUAGUUUGUUACGCCUCCACGGCGGAGCAUCCCAAGCGAGUGUUAAUUUGGGAAUUGCAUCAACAACAUUAUUUCCCCCUUUUAAAGAAGGACAGGUAUGAGAAUAUAUUGGAAUGUGAGAGGGAUCUAUUGACACAGUGUGCAAUGUAUGCGAAGCGUCUUGUAGGGGCUGAACGCUGCUUGGUGGAUCAACUAUCAUGGUCUGUUCAUGUCCCGGGGCUUGUUGUUGACACCACCGACGGAUUAAUCUCGAGUUUAUUGCGAAUUAUUCAUAUUGUAUUGCUUGAACAAAAGGAUGAGGACUACACUAGACAGUUAUAUGCGUUGCUACAUGCAAAUUUGCUCUGCCGAGUUGAAAACCAACGAUACAGUCUCAUAAAAGAAAUUGGAGAUGUUUUUCCUGAUGCACAUGCGCUUAUAAAGGCGGCACAAGGUUAUAGCGGAGAGCCUGAUCCAAGAGCCGAAUUAUUACGACUUUCUUUUCAAGAAUCAUUUUUUGAAUCUGGUCUUCUCUCCAUGACGUGCCGUUGUUUGCUCUCUGAAAAAAGUCGUCUUGCUUUUGUGAAGACACAAGCCGGUAGAGGACGAAUUACGGAAAAAGAGGACAUGCUGUUUCGCUCCCUACUUGAUUACUAUGGGUCAUUACAUGCAUCGAGUAUGCUACUGAACAAUACCGACAAUGCUCAACUUUUCUGCUCGUCUUUGAUGGCUGAGGAGGUGUUUCAGGUGGAUCGUUGGCUGGGGGGUAAUGGGAAGGCUCUGGAAGCCAUACAACGGACGAGUCACUCUCUUGAAGUUUUUCAAGAAAUUCUUCUCGCUAAAGCCGUAGAAAAGUAUGAAGGGGAAUGCUGCACCUUUGUGACGACGUAUGCGAAGUUGCUCCUACGAACAAGUGAGAGGGUUAUGGAGAUAUCAUCCAAGGCUCUUCGAAAAAAGCCGGAGCUAUACCUUGGUAAAUUGAUCACCUGCAUUGAAUCUAGCGCAGUGGGGGCGUUAUUACCCUCAUUCACAGUUGCCCUUCCACUACUGCCUACAGGUAUUCAAGCAAGUUGUCUCCCUCCCUUGAAGAGUUGCCGUGAGGCUUUGUUUGCUCUUACCGAUGCUCUUUCUUGCAAUGAGCAAUUACUGUAUGAACUCGGUGUGGCGCUGACCUCAGCGCUGUGUCGAAUAGGUUGCUCUCUGCUUGUCUCCUCCGAUGUGGUGACAACCGAUGUGGAGCUGAAGUAUUUACAUCUGCUGUGGGGCGGUGUUCGCAAGUCAGGGUGUGAGCGAGAUGCUAUUAUUAAAAGCAUACAGCAAGGUGUGGGAUCUAUUUCGAGAGUCGUUGAUGAACUACACAAAGAUGAUCCUGGUGCCUUACUGGUUCUUCGAGAUGAUCGCUUGAUGAAAUUGGAACGACUUCUGAUGGCAGCAUUUUGUGCGCUGCUGAUCCCCACAGAGUCUUUGCGCCAAGCAACAAAACAGACGCUAGCACCCAUGUUUCGCUAUGUUCAUAACAUGCGGGCUUUGGUGCUUUCAACGCGGCAGGAAAACCGAGAGGCACUGGAUGUUUUGGAAGAAAGGGCCAAGUUUUUGGCCCGUUUUGAACCUAUCUCUGGGGCUCGAGCCGAGGAGCUGCCUCGCAUAAGGUCUGCUACCAGAGAUGCGACCCCACAGCGAAAAUGGAAGCGUUUUUUUCAGACCUGGAAGGCAUUGAGGGUUUUGAAAACCAAACUCCCUCAGCAACGCGAGAUAGAGUCGGGUGAACCAGGAGCGGUUAUUUUGCAGUUUCUCUGGGAUAGAAAUGUGGAACGGGAAAGUGUUGACAGUCUUGUUGUGCAACAAACCCAGCGAGCGCAUUAUCGACUUUCUGGUAUGCUACUGCUGCGACAACUAAUUGAGGAGGCAAGGGCAAGUGAGACCUUGGCAAGUAUUGUUCUUCCUGUUUUGACAAAGGCGUUUACAGGAUGGCACUACUCGGAUGAUGUACAGUGCUGUUCAAAGGGAGAUUUUCUUCGGCUCCAUGGCGCCUUCUUUCAGUUAUUGGAGCUUGUGGUGGCCAACGUCAAAGGUGAGACACAUGACAUGUGGGCAGAUGUGUUUUUGUCGUUAUUAAUCUCCGAGCUUCGAGUCAUCGAUUUUCGGAGAGUACGAAGCGAUAUUGUAACGACACUUCGUUCCUUGUGGAGGUUUGAGAAUCGAACUCCCAACGGAAUAUCACAAUUGAAUGGUGAUAUACCAGAAGGUAUGCGCAACACGCGACUUUCCGCAAGUGGGGCAGCUCCAACCCUAGUUAUAGGCCGUUCUGGUUGUACGAUUAAGGGUCUUGGAGGAAGAGGCACGUGCGUGGUUCCUGCUGAAUGGUCUUUGGGCCAAAAAAAUGCCCCUUACUACUUUGAGGUUCUUAUUGUAGACAUGUACCCUGGUGGGAGUUGUUGCGUGGGUGUAGGACCAUCAGACUACAGUGUUUCACGGUUACCUGGAUGGGAUAGUGAGUCAUGCGCUCUGCAGAGCGAAGAGGGCACGCUGCAUGAAAGUAAUACACUUGGCCGGCCCAUAGGUUGCACGUUUGGCAUAGGGGAUGUUAUGGGGUGUGGAUGGAACACAGAAACAAGGGAGAUUUAUUGGACUAAAAAUGGUAAAGAUAUUGUUGCUUCAGUAGAAGUUACACAUCAUAGCCUACAUCCCUUGAUUGGAAUAUGCGGAAAGGGGCUUAUCAAGCUCAAUUUUGGGGCAGAGCGCUUUAUGUUUGAUAAAGUUCCAGGAAUUAAGCCAAUACCACGUCAGUUAGGCGAAAAUGCAUGGGACGUUUUCCGUAUAUUUUCGCUUCGGGCAGCUCUUGCUCUCGUGGAAUCGUGCAGUGCUUCACAAACACACAAUGCGGACCCCGUAGAAGGAUUACGAGGAGUGGUUGAGCAGUGUAUUGAAUCUAGCUGUACCGAGAUGGAACGUGCUCUCUCGCUUCCCAUGUCAGAGUCAUUUAUAAUAUCUUUGUGUUCCCAUUUAACAACCUUGGCAAAGGUGCUCGUGUCUGCGAACGAUGAUGCGUUGACGCCCUGUGUACAACGUGUGGUGGUGGUCAUACAAAGAGUUACACAUCAUACACUUCAGAGUGCUGUGUUGAGUCCUAAAUUGCGUUGCGUGUUGCUGAGAACCUGGUUUGCUUUUACGAACCUGGUACAUCCACACAGUAUCACAGAGGAUGACAAAGUUCCCGGGUUUCUUGAUACGCUGUUGGCACUGGGACGGGAGAUUGAGUGGGCGGUCUCGCAGUGCCCUGGAAUGUCGUCUGAGAGUUGCACAUCUAUGGAGGCAUGGACGGCGCUUGCUUUUAUGCAGUAUAUAAACUGCGACCAUCCGCCGCAUCGCUGGAGGGAUGAGUUGCAUACAUGGCUUAUGCGAAACCUUGAGACACCAAAGGACACGGUAAACACUUCUUUGGCGCUUCGCAUUUUAUUUGGGGCGCCACGACUGCUGGUGCCUGGAGAUCGCGUUGUGGUGCAAAAGUCGAAGCAUACAAAAGUCACAGCUGUUUUGGUUGACUAUUCACUGGACGACGAAACGUGUGAAAUUAUUGAGGAUGAGGAGAAACGACGAAUCAUUUCAUUGCGUCAGACGGACAUCACCAUGGGGGACGAUGCGGUGACAUUUCCUCAAAGCGAUAAUAAGUUUCACAAAAGGCAAGUCACGCAGGUCCUUUGCCUAGCCCAACGGAUCUGGGGUGAGACUGGCGUUGAUAAUGGUUUGACGGGAACCAUCCUUCGAUGCAGAGUACUUGCAAUUAUCUGGCGAUGCGUGCAAAAGGGAUUUCUUGUGGCGCCAAUUGAAGUUCUUCCCAUACUGGCAAAAUUCUGUGAUGGUGGGGAAAACUUUUUGGAGGAGCACCAGGCGUUGGCCCAGGAGCGGUUGGUGAUUGAGCAUUGCCUCCUUGGGCGGGUGCUGAGCGGGAGCAGCGCUGGCAACGCUGCGGGUGCUGUGGCGGUUGGCGGUGGUGACAGUAGAGAGCUACGAACACGCCUUGCACAGGAGCUAUCCAUGCGAGGCUACAAUCUUGACCUCUGUUUUUUGGCGCUGGACGAGACCAAUAAUGACGUCCAGCUGGCUCUUCAGUUACUAGGCGAUCAUCAUGGCGACUUUAUGUCAACAAGACGGCGUACGACGUCUUCCUCCAGUGAAGAUGAAGACAUGAGCAGCGGUGAUGCUGAGAUUGACGCUGCGGAGUAUGAUCUUCACGUUUUGUUCCCCGCUGAAAGCGAUGAGGGAAUAGAUGAGGAAGUUUCUGUGGAUCGUUGCGAUCCCUCGUUGAGCGAUGGGAUCCGCUUUAUUAGGGGCUACAUCUGCGUUGCGGGCGAGCGGCCGUUGGGGCCAAAAUUUACGAUUGAUAUGCAGUUGUAUAUAUUUGACAGUACCGCAACGCAGGUGGUGUUUCAUCAAAAGUCUGUCACGGGAGACUGGAGGCUUAUGGCGCAUAUUCAAAACUCCUCCUUUUACUGCGGUUGGAUGAGGCUAGGAGGCGAUAUCUCAUCACUGUGCAAGUUUUCUAUUCAGUACGUGGACACGCUACGUUGGAUACAGUUAACAAUAGUGCAGGAUGCAUCGGUCUUUUCUCUUUACAAGGCUGGCGUGCUUCAGUCCGAAAUGAAACUUGCGCAACGCUGCGCACUACUUGAGAAUGAACUUUACUUUGGUGGAUCCACGGAGAGUGAGGAAACGCAUUUCAACGGAGGAAUGAAAAAUAUUCAAAUCUUUGGGGCUGCCCUGACGAGGGAGGAAGUGGGUAAUUUGGCUUCGUUGAGAUCGUGGGGUCUGAUUCCGCAUCACUCCCUCUCACUUGUGUGUGCAAGUGACACCAUCAAAGCGAUUUCGAGAGGGACACCGUAUACCGCAAGCGUCACCGUAGUGGGGGCUGUGACGUGGUUUGAACAGACCGAGGGAAGUGGAAGCUCCAAUGAUUUUUGUCAGCACGAGAUUGACUUCACCACACAAAAUGGCGGGGAUGGCAUCUUCAGCGUGGAUACUGUAAAUGAAGCCAGUAGUUUUACUACCCUUUGGAGACGACGGAAGGAACAGCGAAAGGACUAUCUUCUGACAUCUAUUCUCAAACUUGACAAACAACUUGCAUGCUAUUAUGCGGUGGCCAUCCUGACGCACGUGAUGCGGCUUACACCUAAUGUAAAAAAAUUACUCACAAAGGAGCAAGCAAGAAACAUGGUGCGACUUACCGUGAAUUCACUUGACGACGACCUGUUACAGUCACUUUCCGCAACACUACAACAUUUGGCAGGCGCUGACGAUGGGAAUGUUGUAAAUUACGCCAUCGAGGAGCUUGUUGACAUGGUGCAGCGGGAGCAGAAGAUGAUGGUAUUUGAGUCCUCACACCCCUUCAAAUCCACAUCUGAAACGGCUCAUGAGGUUUAUGUGCCUGGUCGACGUGCGUAUGAACUUUACUUUGAUUCACGGUGCUCGUCAAGUAGCGUGCUUGUCACGUUCUACGCUGAUCAUACCCUUUCGAGUAUUAUUGCACAAACUCCUGGCUACGCAUUACAUACGCUCUUGAUUCGAGCCCCACGUUUUUUUUUGAUGUUCGAAUGGAUGCCUCUACUCCCCAAUGGGGAUACAAGGUUGUUGUAUUGUAUGAUGCAUUCGUGCCACGAUCCGCGGCUCGAUUGCUUUACGCCACAUUGUCUGCGGUGA
Molecule: messenger RNA, 7815 nt
Organism: Trypanosoma rangeli
Lineage: Eukaryota; Euglenozoa; Kinetoplastea; Trypanosomatida; Trypanosomatidae
Product: putative ubiquitin-protein ligase
Exons: 1
Coding region: 1-7815 (2604 amino acids)
Cellular component (GO): cytoplasm
Molecular function (GO): ubiquitin-protein transferase activity; protein binding
Source: RefSeq, a predicted model, not a curated record